Cotesia congregata is the source of this 198-nucleotide messenger RNA. NCBI's taxonomy places the organism in Eukaryota, Metazoa, Arthropoda, Insecta, Hymenoptera, Braconidae. The record is from the annotation of a GenBank genome assembly.
AUGGGGAUUUAUCAAAUUUUGAUCUGUUCAGUAGAAAAUUUAAUAAAAAAUAUAUUGAGAGAAAUUGACAAAUUUUUGAACAAGAACGAAUUUAAAAUUGAUAAUAUUGUUUUGAACGAAUUAACAAAUUUGGAUCUUUACUUUAAAAACUUACUCAUGAAAAAUAAAGGAGUGCGCAGCCCCUUUAUUUAUGAAUGA